This is a messenger RNA of Planococcus citri (citrus mealybug), 3325 nucleotides long. RefSeq lists its product as uncharacterized. The record is from RefSeq and is a predicted model, not a curated record. The transcript has 4 exons. NCBI's taxonomy places the organism in Eukaryota, Metazoa, Arthropoda, Insecta, Hemiptera, Pseudococcidae. Bases 133 to 2637 code for a protein of 834 amino acids.
UAACUGGCUUUAUCCAGUAAAAAUUUUAAAAUUUCAUACUCGUGGUUUAAUAGUUUCUUAUAACCGUCACUCAGAUAAAUUGAAAAAAAUAGUAAUGUUCUGUUCGUUGUUUUUCGAGCAUUGAAGAACACAAUGCCGAAGCCGAAACGUAAAGAUUCUUCAGAUUAUGAUCCCGCUACCGACUCUAGUUCAUCAUCCGACUCUGAUACAUCAGAUACAUCAUCUAAUACUGAUCAGGAAUCGGAUUCAGGGAUUGGGACUAAGAAUUCCAGUACAACUACAAAUGCCAGCAUCAAUAUAAGUACAAUUUCGAGAACAGAUUCGUGUUCAAAUUUGAGUACAACGAGUUCCAGUAAAAGUAUAAUUUCGAGAACCGGUUCGAGUUUGAAUUUGAGUACUCCGAGUUUGAGUAAAAGUAUAAUUUCGAGAACAGAUUCGAGUUCAAAUUUGAGUACAACGAGUUCGAGUAAUACCAGUACUGCAACGGAAACAAGUAGAGGUUCUAGAGUUCGAGAGAAUCGCGAUAGCUGGUUGAAAAACAUUAAACGUAACAUCAGAAACAGCAAAGAUUCCCGAGUAGGACCGCACAUUGCGUGUGACCAUGUAGACUUGACUUGGUGUGAGGCAGACAAACUCACAACUGCAGAUAUCGAUGCAUUUCAUGCAAGUUUGUACGAAAAUGUCACGUAUGGAGAUCAGAAUAAAUUCAUAACACCGUAUUUAGUAACUUGUCCCGGAGUUCGUCAACGUACUGAGAGUGAAACACCAAGAAAGAAAAUUGUGACUCAAUAUCUGGUUAGGACAUUGGAUUGCAAAGUACUUGUUGUUUGUGCUAAAACUUUUCGUUCGAUUACAGGCUUAACACGCGGACGUUUAAACGGCGUAUCUAAGCAUUUUUUUACGACUGGAAACAGCAAACCAGAACAGCGAGGAGGAAGCAGAAUCACACCGCAACAGAUAGAGAUAACAGAAUCGAUCGUUGAAUUCAUCAAAAAGUUCAAAGUUGAAGAAAGCCAUUACGGUCGCGGUAAAUCAGCAAGAGAAUAUUUACCUCCGGAAUUGAACGUCUCGAUUAUGUUUAAUAUGUGGCUAAACGAACGUAAUGCCUGUGAUUUACCAAUUGCAUCGCUCAAGAAAUUCACCAAAGUUUUUAAAAAACGUUUUAAUUUAGCGUUUCUAUCCCCAAAAGUUGGCGUUUGCUCUCAUUGCGAGCAGUUGAAAGGUAAACUCAAGUCGAAUAUCAAUGUGGAAGAAAACAGGGCUCUGUUGGAUCUCCAUAAAGCUCAAGCGAAGCAGUUUUAUGAUAUUUUGCGCGAAUCUGCCGCGGAAGAUUCUACUCUAACCAUUACCUUUGAUAUGCAACAAGUGCAGCCACUUCCGAAGACAAAUAUUGGAGAAGCAUAUUAUUCUCGCCAACUAGGACUGUAUAACUUGACGUUCGUAAUUCACACAUCAAAUGAAACUCCGUUAUCAAACGUUCAUAUUUACACUUGGACAGAUACAGACAGCGGCAAAGGAAGUAACGAGGUUGUUUCUGCUUUUGAUCACUUUUUCGAAAAAAUUAUUCAUCCAAGAAUCGCUAAUGGUCGUUAUAAUAAAAUCCAACUCUUCUCCGACUGUUGUCCUGCUCAGAACAAAAAUACAACGAUGCUUGGCUAUCUAAUGAGAAAAAUCGAAGAUCCUGUCAUGAAAAAAAUUGCAAAAGUCGAGUACAUCUUUCCGAUCCGCGGACACUCGUAUCUUCCGGCAGACCGUGUAUUCGCUCGAAUUGAAAAAAAAUUACGUAAGAUUGCAGUCUUGAAAUCUCCUUCAGAUUACCAUUCAGUUUUUGAAGAACAUGGGAAAUACCAUGUAUUUGGUGAUGAUUGGCGAGUAUACGAUUAUAAAACACUGGCUGAAACAUCCCUGAAGUCAACCGCUCAGUUACAGAUGCAACAAAAUCGAAGGUGGCUAUUUUGUCGUCGUAAACCUGGAGUUAUACAAGUCAGCAACUCUUAUACAGAACCUUACAAAGAGUUCUCCAUGUUGAAACCUGCGAUAACCAAACUGUUUCCUCGUAAACCAGAACUUGUAACCAACCCAAAAGGAAUUUCCACGAGUAAACGAGAUGAUGUUCGAAAACUUAUCGCUCUGAUGGAUUUGUCAGAAAUGGAAAAGCAGUAUUACGAAACCGAAUUGAGCAAACCAUGUUCUACGAAGAAAGAUGUUUUGAAGCGUGCAAAAGAAAAGCCGGCAAAAUCCAGAACUUCAACAAAACGUAAAAUCGAUUCUGAUGAUGAUAAUUUGCGAGAAAAUAUUCCAAAACCGAGGAGGGGAAGGCCGAAAAAAAAUGUCGUAGUUGAAAACGUAAUGAGUGAACCAUCAACAUCAGCUGAAAUUGAAAAACCGAAACGAGGAAGGCCCAAGAAAGAUGCUACUGUUGAAAUCGUAAACAGUGGAUCGUCAAAAGAAGAUUUAAUUGAAAAACCAAAACGAGGAAGGCCAAAGAAAGAUGCUCCUGUUGAAAUCGUAAAUAGUGGAUUGUCAAACGAAGAUUUAAUUGAAAAACCAAAACGAGGAAGGCCAAAGAAAGUCGAUGAGCAGCCGAAACAAGAUGAAUUAGACAAGCCAAAACGAGGAAGGCCGAAAAAAUUGUGAUUUUUCGUAAUUUUCGUUGUACUAGGUACCUGAAACUUUUUUUUCAUAUUUUUUUUAUUCUUAUAAUUUCUAAUUUUCGUUGUAAUAUUGUAAUUUUUUGCAAAAUGUAGUUCAAUUUUGUAUGUGUUACUCUCAAAUCAAAACUAGGAAGGCCAAAAAUUGUUAUUUUUCUUAAUUUUCGUUGUACUAAGUACUUCUUUGUGAAAGUUAUUUUUCCAUAUUUUUUUUUAUUCUUAUAAUUUCUAAUUUUCGUUGUACUAUUGUAAUUUUUUGCAAAAUGUAGUUCGAUUUUGUAUGUGUUACUUGUUAAUCAAAACUAGGAAUGCCAAAAAAUUGUGAUUUCUAAGAUAAUUUUUGUUUUACUUCUUGUUCGCGAAAUUCAUUUUUAAUUUUUUUAAUAAUUUUCUCAUAAUUUCUAAUUUUUAUCCUACUAUUGUAAUUUUUUGCAAAAUGCAGUUUGAUUUUGUAAUUUGUAUGUGUUACUCGUUAAUCAAAACUAGAAAAGCCAAAAAAUUGUGAUUUUUAAGAUAAGAUAAUUUUUGUUUUACUUCUUGUUUGCGAAAUUCAUUUUUAAUUUUUUUAAUAAUUUUCUCAUAAUUUCUCAUUUUUAUCCUACUAUUGUAAUUUUUUGCAAAAUGCAGUUUGAUUUUGUAAUUUGUACCUAUGUGUUACUCGCAUAUUUAUUAAA